AUGUUAUUUUUUGGAAGAGUUAUUUCUCAAGAAAAACAAGUUCGAUUAACUUCAAUCAAUUUUGAAAUAGAGACUAUUGGUAAUAAUGCUAAAGUUAAGGCUAUUCAUUCAAUAUUGAAUGAAUCUAAUAAUGAUUGUAAUGUUAGUAUCAGUAUGACAUUAGAUGAUGAAUCUGCUGUUACUGGAUAUUCAAUUAAAACAGUUAAUGGAGAAUUUGAAUCAGAACUAAAAGAAAAAGAACAAGCAAAGAUUGAACAAAGUGAUGCAACAACAAAUGGAUAUAGUUCAAGUAUAAUGGAACAAGUUGAUGAUACAACAUUUAGUAUUUUACUUGGAUUAGUCAAUAAACAUAGUGAAGUAACAUUUAGUAUUGAAUAUCUCACACAUAUGGAGAUUCAAGAAGAAGAAUUAAUAAUUAAGAUUCCUAAUUUAAUUGAAUCUAAAGAAAAAUAUCAAAUUCCAUAUUCAAUUAAAAUUAUAGGAAGUUCAAAAUUUAGUUUUAAAGGUAUAUUAAGUGGAGAAGAAGAGAUUAAUGUUCCAUUAAAUGGAGAUUUAAUAUUUGGAAUGAAAGAUGAAGAUACGGAUGAAGUUGUAAUUUCAUCUACAUUUAUUAAUAAAGAAAAAGAAGGAGAUAUUAAUAUUAUUUUUAUUUGUGAUAGAAGUGGAAGUAUGUAUGGAGAAGGAAUUAAUGCACUUAGAAAUAUGUUACAAUUAUUUUUAAGACAAUUACCAUUAAAAUCAAAAUUUGAAAUUAUUUCAUUUGGAAGUAAAUAUGAUUUUAUGUUUAAAGAAAUGGUAGAAUAUAAUGAAGAUACAUUAAAAAAUGCAUCAAAUAGAAUUUCAGAAUUUGAAGCAAAUUAUGGAGGAACAAGUAUGGAUGCACCAUUAAAAGCAUUAAUUGAUAAUAAUACAGAAAAAUGUCAUAUAAUUUUAUUAACUGAUGGAUAUGUUGAUAAUAAAAUAAAUACAAUUGAAUAUAUUCAUAAUCUUUCAAAAAAGAAUUCAUUACAUGGAGUUGGAUUAGGAAGAAGUUGUGAUAUUGAAUUAAUAAGAAAUAUAGGUAGAAUUGGAAAUGGAAUUUCAGUUAUUUCUAAGAAUGUAAAUUUAUUAAAAAAAGAAGUUUCAAAAAUUACAGAACGUAUUCUUAUUCCAACAAUUAAUAAAUGUCAAAUUGAAUGGAAUAUUAAAGGAGAAAUAAUACCAAAAGAAAUUAAUAAUUUUUAUGGAAUGAUAACAUGUUAUAUUCAAUGUAAAGAAGAAAUUAAAGAAGGACAAAAGAUUGAAAGUGAAAUAAAAGGAAUAUGUAGAGAAAAAGAAAUUAUAUACAAAAAUACUAAAAAUAUUAAAAUUACAAAAGGAGUUAUUCUUCAUCAAUUAAUGGCAUUUAAUCAAAUCAGAAAAUUAGAAGUUGAAAAUAAAAAAGAAGAAGCAAAAAAAUUAUCAAUGAAAUAUCAUAUUCUUUGUAAAGAAACAGCAUUUAUUGCUAUUGAUAAAACAACUAAAAAAGAAGUUGAAUUUAUCAAGAAUAUUAAAUUAAAUGAGAUGUGCCAUAAACAAAGUUCUCUGCGUCCAACAAUGUUCUUUGACUCUUGUUGUGAAAAUGACGCUCUCGAAGAAGAUAUGUCUGAAGAUGAAGAAGUGUUUGAAAAUGAAAGUAGUAAAUGUGAACUUUUGUGUUGUAACUGUGGAUAUCAUCCUAGUGUUGAAUAUGAAUAUAGUAAUGGCACUGAGGAUAUGUCUGAUAGUGUUAAUAGCCCAGUCACUACAAAUAUAACAAAGCAAAUAGCACAACCAAUGAUAAACUUAAAAUCAUAUGGUGAGUGUUCCAAUUUGUGUGGUGAAGAAAAAAAAGAAUUUUCCUGUGACUCUGUUAAUAAAGAAAUUGUGUUUGAGAAAAUUAUUAAAUGUCAAAAGGCAGAUGGGGAAUUUGUUGGUGUGCAAGAAAUAAUUAAAGAAAUUACUACAAUCCAAAGUAAUAAUAUUGACAAUGAGGUUAUUCAAACAUUUUUUGUUAUUCAACUAUUAAAAGAAAAAUUCCCUGAAAAUAAAGUCGAAUGGAAGUUAAUUGUUAAAAAAUCAGAAAAUUGGUUAGCAAGUAAACCAGCUAUUUCUGAAGAGAUUAAGAAUAGAAUAAUUUCAUUAACUAAGUUAAUAAAACUCUAA
Entamoeba dispar SAW760 is the source of this 2163-nucleotide messenger RNA. RefSeq lists its product as uncharacterized. The transcript has a single exon. The coding region runs from base 1 to 2163 and encodes 720 amino acids. The record is from RefSeq and is a predicted model, not a curated record. Lineage: Eukaryota; Evosea; Mastigamoebida; Endamoebidae.